UUAGGACCCCGGCGCAAUGUUAGUUACACUCCAGUGUGCUUUGGAACAAAAGAUGAUCAGUUUGGUAGGUUCUUUGUUCCAUCAAGUGGCAAAUUGGCUGCCCUGAAGUUGGUUCACCUCUACGGUUACGUAACCUGUGACCAGAAAUCGAAUGUUCGCUGGUCUUACUGGGGCUGUGCUGGACCGGAAGUAAACGUUGUGGUAACAAAUUCGACCAACCACGUACUUCUCCCUGUAAACGAGUUUAGCUCUACUGCGGCAACAAAGUGGUUCAGGAUUCCGGGAUACGACUCACUCUCUCCUGAGCUUGUUAUGUCAGUUCUGUCCCGUCCUCCCUGGGUGACCUCUGGCGAAGAAUUGAGGCUGUGGAACGGGGAGGAUUUGGUGAAUCGAAGUGAAACCGACAACGGAGGAAGGGUGUGCUGUGAUGUGCACGCUCUUUUUUCU
This is a messenger RNA of Porites evermanni, 447 nucleotides long. The record is from the annotation of a GenBank genome assembly. Lineage: Eukaryota; Metazoa; Cnidaria; Anthozoa; Scleractinia; Poritidae.